Molecule: messenger RNA, 489 nt
Organism: Prunus persica (peach)
Lineage: Eukaryota; Viridiplantae; Streptophyta; Magnoliopsida; Rosales; Rosaceae
Exons: 1
Coding region: 1-489 (162 amino acids)
Biological process (GO): negative regulation of catalytic activity
Molecular function (GO): pectinesterase inhibitor activity
Source: RefSeq, a predicted model, not a curated record
AUGGGUGCUGCUCAUCAUUUCGAUCGUGGCCCGAAAAGCAAUCACCAAUUCCGCUUCAUCUUCUUCAAAGCCGUCCAUCCUUGCUUGAGUUUCAACCAGCCAACCCGACAGAGAAUCGACAAAGUCUACCACCAAAUGGAGGAGUACGGAUUCUACGACCAAACUUUUAUACUCCAGCUUCUUUCAAAGGUAACAGACAAACCGCCCAAGAACGCUCUGACUGCCUGCGAGAGCGCCUACUGUGUCGUCAUGCAUGCCUUUCUUCAGGAGGCGGUGGGGGAUUUUAACAGAAAAGAUUAUGACAGUAUGCUUGAAGAUGAAGGUGUAGCGCCUAGAGCUCAAGCCAGCUGUGAAAUUACUUUCAUAACCUCGCCUAGUCCGGUGGACCCGCUGAAAGAGAUCCAUAGGCAGAUGGGAAUUCUCAUUGCCAUGGCUGUGGCCACUGGCCAUGAACUUCUUGGUCACCGAAUGAUGAAGAGCACCACUUGA